ACAUUACUUGUGAUAUUUCAGCGCUCCUAAAGAUAAAAUAUUCUUUAACGAAAGAGUGUCAUUGCGCUUUUUCAACGCUGUUCCUGACACGUAGCCUGCUGCCUUGCUCGACACUGAGCCUGCGCUGUAAUAGCAUUUCCAUAGGGGACUUUUUGUAAAUAUAUAUAUAUAAAUAACAAUUAUUCCUAGAUGUAAAGAUGUCAACAAAUAUCCGUUUUUAUCUUCUAUUGUGUUAUUUCAUGUCGUUUUGGUUUGAUAUUUUUUGGUGUGUUUACUUCAAAGCCGAGCUAAACGGGUGACAUUUGAUCAUUUAGGCCAAGGCUGUGGAGGCUCCUUUGUGGUAAACUUUAUUAAAUCUACUGCUUAUUAAUAUAUUUGAUCAUAGCUUCUCGUUUGUGAUGGAUAUAACCUCUUAUUUCUAACGUAGUGUAGUGUAUUAGCCUCCAUUUUAGCCAUGCUAUUAACCUGACUUGUCCCAUGAGUUAUAUGGGUCAUGAAGUUAAAUUUUUUUUUUGCAUAGUGACUUCCUCAUGUCAGACUCCAUUUAUCAUCCUUAAAAUCCUGCACUCAUUUAAUUUUUGUAAAGAUUUGCACAAUUAAAAUUUUUAUUUUUUUUUGUAAUUGCACUUUUUCCUCUUUUGUAAUUAUGAUUGAUUGUCCCACAUACAUCUCAAAUCUCAGACUAGUUUAUAUCCUGUCACGUGGCCCAGUUAUUUUUCUACGGUGUCGUAAAUCUAUAAUAAUUUGUUCAGCUUUUCUUUUUUUUUGCCUUCUGAAGUUGAAUAUGGGCUCAAAGGAAUAACAGGACCAAACGCAAUGCAUUUCGUGUUUGCACAGACGUGCUGAUAACUCAUUCUGUUCUCAAGGACUGUGUCUGCUGUAUUUGUAUGUGCAUGCAAAACCUGGGGUAAGGAGAGAAGGACCGAGUGAAAAUACACUUGCGCAAGUAGCCGCAAGGCAUAUGCUGACAUUCCGAAAAUGUGCAGAAUAGCAGAGAGGCACAGCUGCUGAAGACAGUUGCAGGUAAUCUCGACGUCCUGAAUUCCUCAGGUGUCAGUCUUUGGCCGUCUUCUGCAUUUUUUUUGUUGAAAUGUCGUCCACCUCAGCCGUCCCAGCACUCGACACCCUCUCCAUGUCCUCACUGCUGUCUGGGGAGCUGGAGGAUGGGAAAGAGGGUGAGGAUGGUGAACUGGGUGACCUGGAAGUGAACCCUUAUGAUGGUUUGCCCUUCUCAUCACGUUAUUACUCCCUACUGGAGGAACGGCGGACUCUGCCCAUCUGGGGACUGAAGUACAACUUGCUAGAGCUGCUGGAGACUCAUAGCAUGGUGGUGCUGAGUGGAGAGGCUGGCAUGGGCAAGAGCACACAAGUGCCUCAGUGGUGUGUGGAGUACGCACUCUCUCUGCAGUUUACUCAGGGUCUAGUUUGCUGCUGUCAGCCGUACUCAGCAGCAGCUUGUAGCUUGGCCAUUCGUGUAGCUGAUGAGAUGGACUUGAGUCUGGGGCUCGAGGUUGGUUACAGGGUCCCUCACGAUGACAGCUGCACACCAGACACUUUACUACGCUUUGUCACGGAUGCACUGCUGCUGGAAGAGAUGAUGUCGGACCCCCUGCUGCGGCGCUACGGCGUGCUGGUGGUGGACGAGGCGCAGGAGCGUACCGUGGCCAGUGACGUGCUCCUGGGCCUGCUGCGUGACGUGUGUCGGCAGCGUACAGAGCUUCGUGUGGUGGUGCUUGCUACGCCCCCUGUGGCUGAUAGCAUGGCAGACUUUCUGGGCGAAGAAGUGCCUCACCUGAAAGUCCCACCUGCGCCGGACCGGACUGUUGCAGAAACGCUAUACAGAGAUCCACAAGCUGGCAGAGACCCGGCCACAGCCGCAUGCCACAUGGUGCUGGAUCUGCACCGACGAGGAGAGGAAGGAGAUAUACUAGUGUUCCUGCCCAGUGCACAGGAAAUUGGUGAUUGUGCGGCUCUGCUGGAGAAGGAGUGUGUAGCUCUGAGCCCACAGCUGGGCGCGUUGCGGGUUCUGCCGCUCCACACGGGCCUCGGUGCGGCCACUCAGCAUGUUUACACAGCAGACGGAGAUGACAGCCAAGCUGAAACAGAAGAAGACGAUAAGGCUGGACCAUGUUUAAGACGCAGGGUCAUACUUUCAGACGUUUUGGGAGAGGCCUCGUUCUCUUUGCCCAGUGUCCGUUACGUCAUCGAUACAGGACUCGAACUCAAAACCGUGUACAAUCCACAGAUUCGAGCUGACUCCCAGGUUCAGCGGCCAAUCAGCAAGCACCAGGCAGAUGCCCGCUCUCAGAAAGUGAACAGCACGCUGCCGGGCGUGUGUUUUCGUCUCUACCCCCAAUCCCUGUAUGACGAGGGAAUGCCUGAAGCUCGGUGUCCCGGAGUAGCCGAGGCUAACCUCAGCCACCUGGUCCUCUUUCUCAAAAGACUGGACAUCGCAGACAUGGGCCAGUGCAAGUUCCUGGACCGGCCAGCUCCAGAGGCGCUGAUGCAGGCUCUCGAGGACUUGGAUUACCUGGCUGCGCUAGACGAUGAUGGCAACCUGUCAGAGGUGGGCAUUAUCAUGUCCGAGCUACCUCUGGAGCCACCGCUGGCCAGAGCCCUUAUCGCAGCCUGCGAGUUCGACUGUGUCAGUGAACUUCUGACCAUCGCUGCAAUGCUUACCGCUCCGUCAUGCUUUGUGACUCCUCCACCCAAUAAAGAGGAAGCAGCAUUAACUCAUAGACGCCCCCUUCUGCACCCAGAUGGAGACCAUCUGACCCUCAUUAACAUCUACAAUGCCUACCUACAGCACAAUAAGGAUGAAGCCUGGUGCAACACUAACUUCCUGAACGCCUCUGCAUUGCGAUUGGCUGUGGCUAUAAGGGCGGAGCUACUCGAGGUGAUGCAGCGAAUCGAAUUGCCUGUUUCGCCGCCCGCCUUCGGCUGCCAGGACAAUACUACUAAUAUAAAGCGGGCUCUCAUCUCCGGAUUCUUCCUUAAGGUUGCCCAUGACGUAGAUGGAUCAGGGAAUUACUUACUGCUGACGCACCGCCACGUGGCUCACCUGCACCCUUUCUCCUCGUACCUGAGCCGCCGGCCACGUCUUAGUCCUCCCUGCUGGGUCCUCUAUCAUGACUUCACGAUCUCUCACGACAACUGCAUCUGCACCGUCUCUGAAGUUCAUCCACACAUGUUGGUGGAAUUAGCACCACAGUACUAUUUGGAGAACCUUCCUCCCAGCGACGGCAGAGACUUAUUAAUGGAUAUCAGACAAAGUCUGUUUCCACCAGAAGAUCAGGAGAACGGAGAGGCUGAAGACGAAGCACACGGAGAGCGAUCAGGAGAGCAUCGAGACCAGUACAGUACAGAGAUGUGUGUGCUGCAGUGAUACACUCAGGGGUGCGGCAGACCCUCUCACUUUGCACUUUGGGAUUUCCUGAGCCUAAUAUACACUACCGGUCAAAAGUUUAGACACGCUCAUUCUUUAUUUUUAUAUUUUUCCUCACAUUUUAGAAUAAUAAAAAAAAAGUCAUGAAAACUCUGUAAUAACUCAAAAUAAUUUAAUAUUUUAGCAACUUCAGUAGACCCGCUUUUUGUCUAGAAUUUUCUCACCCGAUUUCUUGAGGAAUUUCCCUGAGAUGCUUUUUAAACAGUAUUAAAGGAGUUCACACCUACGCCGGACACUUACUGGCUGCUUUUCGGAAUAUUUCGCUCCGAGUCAUCCGUUUCAAAAAUACUUUUUUGUGAAUAAAACGUUACUUUUCCAAUGAAAGAAAUGUUGACAGUUAUAAUUUUGUGUACAACACCGAUUUCAAACAUUUAAUCACACACCUUCAGAUCAGAUGAUCUUUAAGAUCAUGAGAAACUUCUCAGUCGAGUGUCCACAAACUUUUGACCGGUAGUGUAUUACAUACGUGAUAUAGUCUCACUCUUUUUGGGUUCGGUGUAGCACAUAAAAGCAAGAGGUGAGCAAAAUCAGAGUUUCAGUUUAGUUUCUUUCAUUUUUGCUAUGAAGUGCUUGCUUUAGUACAGGCAAGCUCAUUGGGAUCCUGGUUAUGCAGGAAAAACAACACAGAACAUGAGAUCAAUUUAAAUACUGGAAAUGCAUCAAGCAAUAAUAACAAGACUUGAGCUCCUCAAACAACUAAAACUAGUAAUGUUUAUCAUUCUUUUAGCGGAUAGUUCGACCAUGUGCUUCUAACACUACAUUUAUUGAGAUGAGAUUUCAGCUUCAUCAGAUCUGGUGAUAUUUUAAUCCAGACUGUAUGUUUUGCCCUUAAUUGCUUGUUGUGAAUAGAUGAAGCUCAAGUCCUUCCCUUGCCUUCUUCUCAUGGAUGUAUAAAGUAUUUUAAGUAGAAUAAUAAUUCAGGAUGUCAUGAGCCUUGAGAACAGACUUGAGAUUGAUCUCUGGAUUCUUCUUGGGGUUGUUUACACAAACUCUCUUGUUGAAUGUUGCUUCCAUUUUGUUGGCGAAGGAUUUUUUUCUACUACCUAUUCUUUUGUAGUUUUUACCUUUUUCUGAAAAAUUUUGUGGCUACUUUUUGUGUGUAUAUUAAAGGUAUAAAUAUUUAAUUUCUCUCAUAAUACUCUAAGAUUAUAGCACGACAAAAUCUGUAUAUUCUGUCUUUGCGAUAAAAGUUUGUUGAACUUUUAGUUCGUCUCAGCCCCACUGCUCAUGAAAUGAGAUGUAGGAUGUUUUUUUUUUUUUGUGCUAUGUAAUAAAAUACCAAAUUUCUGCUUCUUUCUA
Molecule: messenger RNA, 4744 nt
Organism: Ictalurus furcatus (blue catfish)
Lineage: Eukaryota; Metazoa; Chordata; Actinopteri; Siluriformes; Ictaluridae
Gene: dqx1
Product: DEAQ box RNA-dependent ATPase 1
Exons: 12
Coding region: 1091-3385 (764 amino acids)
Cellular component (GO): intracellular anatomical structure; spliceosomal complex
Molecular function (GO): RNA binding
Source: RefSeq, a predicted model, not a curated record